UGCGUGGCGCGCUUCACUGCCGAGCUCACUUCCAGAUGGAAGACCGGCGAGGGAAGACAUGCGUUCAGGGGAUAACUUCAUAAUUCCGAAAUAAUAUCCAGAAAGGAAGUACCAAACAGUUACUAUGGCCUCAGGACAGUCUAACUUACCCUGUGGUAUGCUUAUAGUGGAAACAAGGCCCAGCGCUCAACGCUCACAGACGGUGAGAUUCACCCUUAGCAGGAGUUCAACUAAGUCAACUAUUGGAUCGUAUAGCUACCAGAACGUAGAACUCGUGAGCGAUAUGCAAGUGAUAAAAGUGAUCAUUCUUGGAGCAGCAGGGGUUGGAAAAACAUCUCUAAUUCGGCAAUUCGUAUUCAGCGAGUUCAGCGAGGAGUAUUUUCCUACAGACAGCAAGACAGUGUACAAUCCAACAGUUGUCUUCAAUGAGCACAUCUACUCCAUGCGUAUUGUGGAUCUGCCUGUCAUUCCAUAUUUUCCAGCAAAUUCUGUCAACGAGUGGAUUGAUUUCCGCAAUUAUGGCCUCCGGAGUGCAUCUGCAUAUAUUCUGGUGUUUGACCUCAAUGACCUUGAGACUUUCCAGUAUGUGAAGAGUAUUCGCGAUCAGAUCUGCGACACAAGAGAUAUGCAUAAUGUCCCUCUGUUCAUCGUAGGGAACAAGCAAGACCUGCUUAGGGGUAGAGAGCGCAGAGAGGUGGCUGGAUUGGUGAAGAAGCAUUGGAAGUGUGGUUACGUAGAGUGUUCUGCUCGUCACAACUGGCAUGUGGUACUCCUCUUCAAAGAGUUGGUAAGAGUUUUGGAUUAUGCAGAUUAUGGACAGAAGCUUUCAUCUUACAGCUCUCCACGUUUCGAGAGCCUGCAUGCUCAUAGAGACAGAAGAGGAGAUUCGGUCGUUAAGUGCUCUAUUAUGUAAAUUAUAAGAUUGUGAUAUUGUUAACAAUGGUGGAUUGUUUUGUAAGGGAUUAAAGCAAAUGGAUUGAAAAUAUACCCAAAUUUUCUGUUGAAAGAUACCCCAAUUUUCAAAGAAUUUCUGGAACUUUUUAGCAUUUCUUGCACAUUUUUUCAAAAUGACCACAAUCCAUUAUUUAUGAAUUCAGCAAUGCGUUGCUGUGUUGGCAUAUAAAGCAUUUUCCAAAUGUGCGAAAUAUGAACCAACCAAUAUUUAGCUACAGUAAUUUAAUGAUUUUGUUUCACUUGCAAGCUUAUUUUAUAAACAACUUCCAAAAGACACGAAAUACUUUUUUUUUUAAACCUAUGUCAUAAAAACGAUCUUCCUGAAUUUUUUGUCAAACAAUUUUUAUGAUUGCUCCAAAAAACGUUUUACGAAAUUCAGCGUUCAAAACAAUAGACUUCACAGUAAAUUACUUCUUAAAGUAUUUUAAUAUUAAUUAUUGUGCUUAAAAUAUUUUUUAUAUAUUGUUUCCACAAUUUUAAUUAUCCCUUUUUUUCGACAAUUUUAUUCGAUUUUUUUGGUGGCCAAUUUUUCUAUUGGCACUACGCCAGUUUCAAAUAACUGUAUUAAACAGUAAAAAAACACAAUGAAAUACUAAACAUUAUAUCUUUUGAUUUCGAAUUUUUUUUUCACAAUUUUGCAACAUUUCAUUAAAAAAAAUCCUCUUCGUAUUAUAACCACCAUUGUUAACAGAUAGGACAUUGAAUGGUUCAUGGAAUUUAUUUGAAUUUCGCAAACGUAAUGAUUACCUAAAUGUGUUCAAUAGAAAUUCUAUUUGUAGUGAGUGUAAAAAUAUUACAAAUUUUAAACAAAACAAAUAUGGAUGUACAAGCAAAAUUAAUUUCAUUGUUCACUAAGAAAAAAAGAUAGAAUUGGAUUUCAUUACUCAGUACAAGACUCAUGACAAUAACCAACAACUCAUAAGAUACAGUUUUUGACACGUUUGAAUCAUUAAUUUUAAAUUGUUGUUUAAUUUAAUUAUAGCCAUUAUUUUCUAUUUAUUAAUUUAAUGUUAUAAUUACUAGCUUCUGAAUAUUUCCAAAUAUGGUUAUUAAUAUUAACAAAAUUAAAAUAUCCAAUCUUUA
This is a messenger RNA of Argiope bruennichi, 2037 nucleotides long. Its product is annotated as ras-like protein family member 10B. Gene Ontology annotation, molecular function: GTPase activity; GTP binding. The record is from RefSeq and is a predicted model, not a curated record. Bases 125 to 913 code for a protein of 262 amino acids. NCBI's taxonomy places the organism in Eukaryota, Metazoa, Arthropoda, Arachnida, Araneae, Araneidae. The transcript has 3 exons.